UUUUAUUUAUGCUCUCUCCUUCACACAAACUCAUCAUCACAACACUGCCUCAACAACUGCUUAUGUAAAGCAAUUAUUUUACUCUGAAGUUUGAAGUUCUAUCGGAUCAAUUGUCAGUAUUUCCGCACCCAUUUUUAUCACUGCACAUCAAUAAACGACUGAAACUUCAAGGAUCAGGAAAUAAUUAAUUCCUCCUCCCACCAUCAUCACUAAAUAAAUUUCGGAUUAGAAAUUCAUCCUUCUUCGGAUACUUCAUCUCGCUGGUUCUAACGCAGCGUCUUUAUUUUUAAUAGCCAUGGCUCAAAAUGUAAAUCCACGUAAUGGUGUUGCAAGUGGAAGUCGUAAAACUAACGAAGGAAACACUGGAAGCUCCAAAGAUACUCACUCCGUUAGUAAAAGGCUGCAAACAGAACUGAUGUCACUGAUGAUGAAAGGGGACAAAGGGAUUUCUGCUUUUCCCGAUGGCGAUAAUAUUUUUAAAUGGAUUGGCACUAUAGCAGGGCCUGACGAGACUGUUUUUAGUGGCUUGACGUUCAAGCUGUCCUUAGAGUUUCCCAGUGGAUAUCCGUAUACCGCACCCACCGUCAAAUUUACUUCAGCUUGUUUUCACCCCAAUGUCGACACUGCUGGCAAUAUAUGCCUCGAUAUUUUGAAGGACAAGUGGUCAGCAUUAUUGGAUGUUCGUACUAUUUUGAUUUCAAUGCAGUCGCUCCUAAGCGAGCCAAAUAUUGAAAGUCCUUUAAAUGUUAAGGCAGCACAAAUGUGGAAGAAUCAAGAAGCUUAUAGAAAACAUUUAGUAGAAGUGGUCCAUAAAAAUUCUAAUUGAUCUGCGUAAAUAACUAGUGGAUGGUCAUCAUGUCGUUUUCCUAUUGAUAUUUAAAACUAUUGUAACACCAUGUAUUACUAAAAUUCACAUAACCAUUUGGUAAACCAUUAUUUCCGUAUCGUGAACGUCCCGGGUUGUACAGGUAUUAUUAUACAUAAUAAACAAGUCGGCUGUGCAUAUUGCUACAUUUUUAUGCAUACAAGUAACGCUCUACUUUGAAACAAUUUGCAGUAGAAUUUUAAUUGAUUCAAGUUUUGAACAAACACGCACAGCAUUAUGAAUUUCUAACACAAAAGCAGAUUUGAAUUUCUUUUCAGAUAUUGAAAUAGUAGUAAAUUCCUAUCGAUAUCAAAAAGUAUUAUUAUGUAGUACUUGGCAAUAAUCAGGAUCGUUUGUCACAUUUAUUUUCAAUGUAUUCUAUGUGAUAUCAGUUUCAUGUGUUGUUUUGAUGAAACCUUGUCGGUUAUUUUUUAAUGAUAACUAAAAGAUGAAAUGUGGAUAAAAUGUAUAUUACGAAUAUCUACAGAAUAAUAUAUAAAGACAGGUUUGAGCAAUAAAUAAGUAGAGUUGGCUUAUGA
Molecule: messenger RNA, 1404 nt
Organism: Folsomia candida
Lineage: Eukaryota; Metazoa; Arthropoda; Collembola; Entomobryomorpha; Isotomidae
Gene: vih
Product: ubiquitin-conjugating enzyme E2 C
Exons: 6
Coding region: 296-826 (176 amino acids)
Source: RefSeq, a predicted model, not a curated record